GGGGACCCGCUAGGCCCGUGACCCACUUUACUCCUGUCACGGCUCGGGCACGUUUGGCGCGGCGCCCAUUGGGGCGCUGGGGCGGCCAGCUCCUGCGGGGAACCCCCGCGCGGCCGGCGCGCGGUGCCGCCCGUGGGUCCGGGCUCGGUCCCGGGGAGCGCGCGGUGCCGCCCGUGGGUCCGGGCUCGGUCCCGGGGAGCCCGCGGGCCGCGCCGCGCCCUGUCCGGCCGCCGCGGGCCCUCUGAGGAGAUGGCGCUCGGGCCCCCGGGGGUGUCUGUCGCCUCCGGCACAGUGUGUCUUGGGGCGCCGCGCAGAGUUCGCGGACGAGGCAUUAAAAUGGAAAGAGAAGCACGCGACGCGGAGAGGCGUCGGCGGCCGCUGGUGGGGUGACCCUCGCGCCCAGGCCCGGGAUCAAAGUAAAGCUGCUGAAAUGCAGAAGCUGAUUCUGUCCCAUUGUAAGAUGCCUUCGGAAAACUCCGCAGUUCUUUUACAUGGCUCUUUAGAGCUUCGUGAGUUUCACUAGAUACCUGCAGUCUUCACUUGGAGCUAAGAGUGUAACAUACAUAUCGUAAAGUGCAUGAGUCCUGAGCAUCAUUUCGAUGAAUUUUAUGAAGUCUACAGCCGUCUAACCAAUAUCAGGAACAAGGUUUGCACGUUUUCAUCAACCCAGGACCCUCCUUCACGCACCUGACGGUUACUACACACUCCCAGAGAAACCUGAGACUGAUUGUCAGUCAUAUAGAGGAAUACCUUGAAUCUGUAGUUUUCUGAAGAAUCAAUUCAAGAUAUCCAGAAAGUACAAAAGGAGAAACACAAAUGUCUACCACAAGACGGAAACGUAGUGUGUUAUGUUGUUUACCGUAAGCUGCAGUAAGAUGAGCUCAAGCGUUGACAGAGAUGACAGUAGUAUUUUUGAUGGGUUGGUGGAAGAAGAUGACAAGGACAAAGCAAAAAGAGUAUCUAGAAACAAAUCUGAAAAGAAACGUAGAGAUCAGUUUAAUGUCCUCAUUAAAGAACUGGGAUCCAUGCUUCCUGGUAACGCUAGAAAGAUGGAUAAAUCCACUGUUCUGCAGAAGAGCAUUGACUUUUUACGAAAACAUAAAGAAAUCACUGCACAGUCAGAUGCUAGUGAAAUCCGACAGGACUGGAAACCUACAUUCCUUAGUAAUGAAGAGUUUACACAAUUAAUGUUAGAGGCUCUUGAUGGUUUUUUUUUAGCAAUCAUGACAGAUGGAAGCAUAAUAUAUGUGUCUGAGAGUGUAACUUCAUUACUUGAGCAUUUACCAUCUGAUCUUGUGGAUCAAAGUAUAUUUAAUUUUAUCCCAGAGGGGGAACAUUCAGAGGUUUAUAAAAUACUCUCUACCCAUCUGCUGGAAAGUGACUCGUUAACCCCUGAGUACUUAAAAUCAAAAAAUCAGUUAGAAUUCUGUUGUCAUAUGCUUCGAGGAACAAUAGACCCAAAGGAACCAUCUACCUAUGAGUAUGUGAGAUUCAUAGGAAAUUUCAAAUCUUUAAAUAGCGUAUCCACUUCAGCACACAAUGGCUUUGAAGGAACUAUACAGCGCACACACAGGCCUUCCUAUGAGGAUAGGAUUUGUUUUGUAGCUACUGUGAGAUUGGCUACGCCGCAGUUCAUCAAGGAAAUGUGUACUGUUGAAGAACCCAAUGAAGAAUUUACAUCUAGGCAUAGUUUAGAAUGGAAGUUUCUGUUUCUGGAUCACAGGGCACCACCCAUAAUAGGAUAUUUGCCAUUUGAAGUUUUGGGAACAUCAGGUUAUGAUUACUAUCAUGUGGAUGACCUAGAAAACUUGGCAAAAUGUCAUGAGCACUUAAUGCAGUAUGGGAAAGGCAAAUCAUGUUACUACAGGUUCCUGACCAAAGGACAGCAGUGGAUUUGGCUUCAGACUCAUUAUUAUAUCACCUACCAUCAGUGGAAUUCAAGGCCGGAGUUUAUUGUUUGUACGCACACUGUAGUAAGUUAUGCCGAAGUUAGGGCUGAAAGACGACGAGAACUUGGCAUUGAAGAAUCUCUCCCGGAGACAGCUGCUGACAAAAGCCAAGACUCUGGUUCUGAUAAUCGGAUAAACACAGUCAGCCUCAAAGAAGCACUGGAAAGGUUUGAUCACAGCCCAACCCCGUCUGCUUCCUCCCGGAGUUCAAGAAAAUCAUCUCACACGGCGGUCUCAGACCCUUCCUCAACCCCCACAAAGACGCCAGCAGAUGCCAGCACCCCUCCCCGGCAGCGCUUGCCCGUCCACGAGAAGCCGGCACAGAGGAGGCCGUCGUUCGGCAGCCAGUCCAUAAAUUCUCCGUCUGUUGGUGUGUCAUUAACACAGCCAGUGAUGUCUCAGCCUGCAAAUUUACCGAUUCCACAAGGCAUGUCCCAGUUUCAGUUUUCGGCUCAAUUAGGAGCCAUGCAGCAUCUGAAAGACCAGUUGGAGCAAAGGACACGGAUAAUAGAAGCAAAUAUUCAUCGGCAACAAGAAGAACUAAGGAAGAUCCAAGAACAGCUUCAGAUGGUCCAUGGCCAGGGGCUGCAGAUGUUUUUGCAACAGUCAAACCCUGGAUUGAAUUUUGGUUCUGUUCAGCUUUCUUCUGGAAAUUCGUCGAACAUCCAGCAGUUGGCCCCUGUGAACAUGCAAGGCCAGGUUGUCUCUGCUAACCAGAUGCAGAGUGGAGUGAGUCCGGGACACAUAGGCACAGCGCAGCACUUGAUACCGCAGCAGGCUUUGCAGAGUACAUCAGCGCAGAGUCAAGCCGGUGUCCUGAGUGGGCACAGUCAGCAAACCUCGCUUCCCAGCCAGACGCAGAGUGCGCUGCCCGCCGCGCUCUACAACACCAUGGUGAUCUCCCAGCCUGCGGCCGGCGGCGUGGUCCAGAUCCCGGCGAGUGUGCCGCAGAGCAGCGCCCCGAGUGCCACGGGCACCACCUUCACUCAGGACAGGCAGAUAAGAUUUUCCCAAGGUCAGCAACUUGUGACCAAACUAGUGACGGCCCCGGUGGCGUGCGGGGCGGUGAUGGUGCCCAGCACCAUGCUCAUGGGGCAGGUGGUGACCGCCUAUCCCACCUUCACCGCACAGCAGCCCCCGCCCCCGCCCCCGCCCCCGCCCCCGGCGCUGUCAGUGCCGCCGCCGCCGCCGCCGGGCGCCCAGGAACAGCAGCUCACUCCAGGUCAGCAACCACCUCAGGCGCAGCUGACGCAGCCGCCGCAGCCGUUCCUACAGACUUCCAGGCUGCUGCACGGGAGCCCUUCGGCCCAGCUCAUCCUCUCCGCCGCCUUCCCGCUGCAAGCGAGCGCCUUCCCGCCGUCGCAUCACCAGCAGCACCAGCCGCAGCCGCAGCCGCAGCCACAGCCGGGGCGGCACAGGACCGACAGCCUGAGCGACCCCUCCAAGGUGCAGCCGCAGUAGCACACGGCUUCCUCGACGGGGCGGGAAGGGCGCGGCCCGCAGAGCUGCUCGCGGUUCCCGGAUGCAGUACUGAGUUGCAGCUCCUGGGUUAGUCAGCAGGGGUGCUGCUGAUGCUCCAGACGCGGCGGGGGAGGCCCGUGGGGACACAGCCGGUUCUGACCGGCCUUCAGUCGCCCAGAGACUGUGUGAUGGAAAAAGAGUAUAUUGCCAAACGCUAGAAGCUCACCGAGGAAGUGACCUCCAGUGGAUGAGGGGGCACUCACAGCGCCGCCGACUCGGUGGCUCUGUGCCUGCCAGCCGGGGUCACGGAGUCUGCUCGCGACGGAGCGUGGAGAUGUCCAGUGGGUGCCGUAGCCGCCAGCCCUCCACCCCUCGGAUGACGAUGGCGCAGCGAGCGCUCAGAGUGGUGUGGGUUCAGAUUCUCGUGCAGAUGGUCUACAGUGGCGUGUGCGUGGGUGAGAGAGCGAGGACGUUCUGUGUGCUGCCCGGAAGCCCUGUCCCCUCCCUCCAGCCGGGAGUCCCUGUCCCGCGGCCGCCGCCGGUUCCGUUGUUUACAACAGUAGUGUUCCACUCGCCUUCCGGGGCACGAGUCUGUCUGUUCCUCGUGUGGCUGUGACGUCACAGUUUGUUCAGUGAGGUAUAAUGUGCUGCUGGGAAUGGAUUUUUUUUUCAGGUUAAAUUAUUGAUACAACAGAAUUUUCAAGUUAUUCAGAAAUAUCCCUCAUUUCAUUAUUUUUGAUUAUGUUUGAAAAUAGGAUUUGCACUGCUUUAUUUAGAUGGUUGGGAGUUUUGAUCACAUAUUUUGAUAUAUUUCAUAGUUGGAAAUAUUUAUGUAAAUGGUUUUCAACAAGCCUGAAAGUAAUUUCAAGAAUGUUUCAGUUAUAGGAGUAAAUUUGCACACAAAGCAUUUUAGGCACUUUCUAACGUUCUCAGUGGUGGGAAUUUAACUCUUAGGGUUUGUUGGAACCUUUUAUGAUCCUUCACGAUUUCAGUGCUUCUUGCAGUCGGAGAUGAUUCAGGGUUAUUUGAGGGAAAACCCAUAGUGCCUUGACUUUCAUUCAGGUGAUGACUCCCCACCGUGAGCUCGUCGUCUGGUGUCGGUAGCAGUGUUGAAACCUGGGCACCUCGGGCGCAGCGUGGGGGGCUCCUCCGGAGACGGCCGGGCUCUGCUGGGUGGGAGGCUCCAGCUGGAGCUGGAGGCGACGGCCUGGCACGGCCCCCAGCUGUGGUCCUCGCCCUGCACCCUCCCCUCAAGCCGAGUUGGCAGCGGCUGUGUGCUCGGAGCGACUGGUGGCCAGCAGAGGAGGAGGGUGGGCGCCGCUCGCCACCGAGGGUCGUGUAGCAGACGGGAACCAAGAUGUCAUCUGGCAAUAUCAUAUUUUAAAGGUGACGAAUUCCAACACAAGCUACAUAUAUUUUAAAAAGAGCAUUUUGUAGAUUUUGUACUUACAAUGAAAUUUGCAACUAUGAAACAGAAGAUUAAUGGAAAAUGCAUUGGACUAUGAAAGAUUAUCAGAGGGAAGGACAGACAGCAAGGUAAGAGUCAGCGUUGACCUUAGACGACGUGCAGCGAGCUGAGGUUGCGCGCAGUGGAGCAGCCUCGCGCGGGCCUGUGGGGAGCGCAGGGCCCUGCGGGGCCUCCCCAUCCGCGUCUGAGGUUGGGAACGGCCAUGCUGACAGAAGACAACCAAAGAGCGCUGGCACCUACCCUCCGGGAAGCAGCCUGACCAGCGGGGUGCCCAGGACAGGCACUGCUGCUGUGCCCCGCGGCGCCGCAGUGGCUCUCCCCGUGCCCGACCGCCCGCCGUUCCGUGGUGUCUGACCCGUGCCUCCUGGACCGCCGGCCCCGCUCACCUCCUCCGGCCCCGCUCACCUCCUCCGGCCCCGGCCCCGGGAGCGUUUCCCCCUCCGCAGAUGGCUGGGAAGGAAGGAUUGGCCUCUACGGUUCCUAGCACGCCCUUCCCCUGCGUGGAGCUGCUGAGUGGGAGGGAGCAGCCGCUGCUGCCCGCGCCGUGGGCCGGGCCAGGCCGGGGCUGGCAGAGCCGCCUUCCUUCUGCAGCCUCCCCCUGCGCGCCGUCCCCCCACCCCCCAGACCUGCGCGCCCUCGCCUGUUCCCCAAUCGUUUCUGUAGCCAAAGUUGGUCUUUCAAAUCCCAAACCGAAGUCACGAGAAGAUACCAAAUAGAGGCCACCGCGCAGCUUCCAACAGCCUCCCUCUGCCCGGCGCCCGCAGGUGUUCGGUUUUGUUAGGAUGCGCGGCGCUGCUCUGGGCAGCACGUCUUCACCAGCAGGGCCGCGGGCCGCGGGCGCCUGCAGUUGCUGCCCGGGGUGGUGCCAGCCCAGCAGGCGGGCCCUGGAAAUGCUGCGGGGGGAGGGGGGUGGGGAGGGCGGGCUGCAGCUCCGGGUGACAGAGUGCGGUUCUCCACUCACUUCAGUGUGGCUUAGGAAUGUACUAGAAAUACAAGGAUGCCAGUGGUUGCGUGUAGUUAGCGUGCGAAUGUGUGGCCGUGCACACCGCCGCGCCCCAGGGAGUGGCAGCCUUGGCCGUGAAGCCUUAGCAGGGGACCGGGACCCCCGCCGCCCGCACACGCGGGAGACCCCUUUAGACUGGCUGUAGCUCAGUGUGUUGCAGAACAUUUCCACUACAUUGAGAAAAGGCUGGGAGCUGGUGCAGACAGCGUUGUUCCUGUGUACUCCUGCUCUUGUGUGUCUGGCCAUCGCCAGUCUGAAGAGCUUGUGUCGAGCCCAUUCAAGUCCAGCCUGCCCAGCCCGGCCGGGGGUCCGUGUCGGGGCCGCAAACACUGGAUGCUGCUGUCGCUGAGGGCGCUGGCCGGGCGUGGAGGCCAAGGGGCAGCGGGCAGGGAUGGUCCGCGUGGGCGGGCGAGCCGUGUACACGGAGCUUCUGAAGUAAUUGCAAAGGAAAAGAGUUGACUAUUUUUAUAGCAUAUUUAAUAUAUUUGUAUAUAACUAGAAGUACGGGGACCCCUCCUCCCCAGGCCCCCCCUCCCCCGUCUCCCCGCGCCGUAGCACUCUAGAGCCGCCUCCACGUGGGUACCGUGCCUGUCGUCCGCCUACCAAAACAGUGCUGCUGUGUGAGCCGGCGAGGGCGGGCCUCGGCCCGGCAGCCUUUCUGGAAGAGCACACGCCUAGGACGGGCCGCAGGCCGCACGCAUUCUGGGACGGAACAAGCACUUUAUUGCAGUGAUCCGUUUUGAUAGGGUUUUUCUGAGCUAUUACCCUUCUAAAGGAUCCCCGGCUCAUCACUUAGGUGAAGCUAGAAGCUGACCAUUUCUGAGAAAUGUCUGGGCCGUGAGCCGCGGUGGGUCUGUGGCAGCGACUCGAGGAAGCCAAGUGAGCGUUCGCCUUGCGUUCGUCCGCAUCAACACUAUCACCAGCCCCGGCCGGCGCCCGGGCCCGGAGAGACCACUGAGCCGGUCUCUUCGGAGGGCUGGGAGCAGCACACGCGUGCGCGUGCGCGUGUGCGGACGUGCCCAGCUCACCUGCAGGCGGGGUUCUCGAGUGCGUCAGGUGUGCCCUGGAAUGUUGGCCUGUCAUUUCAGCGUUGCCAUUUGAAUCGCUCUUGUGAUAUUUUUGCACAAAAAGGACUGAAAAGAAAUAAUAACUUUGGGUUGAAGGAAAAGAGUGGAGUCCGGUCUUAUUUCCUGUCUCCCGUGGAACCACGGGGAUGAGUUUUGUUGGUAUGGUUAUGAAUUCGGGGUAUUUAAAACAGUGUUGAACAGCUCACAAGAAAUGCAACAAAGUUGGGUAUUUAAAAAUUAAAAUCCGUGCUUUCCUCGUGACUGUCUGCAGAGUCUUUGUCCCCUGCCGUGACAGCGCCGCCGCCCUGUUUCUCUGCGGCGGGACGCCGCCGUGGGCUUUGCGUAGCCGACCGUGUUUGGCUGCAGCUGCCCGUGGUUUCCCAGGGACGUGCUCGUUGGUACGGCAGGGUGAAGCCCGCCCCGUCACCACCACCAGCAAACACCGAGGUGCUGCGCCGAGUGACAGUCAGCAUAGCGAGUACUGUGCGCGCACUCUGAAGGGGCUGGAAGCAGCAGUCCUCUGCGCUUGAAUAACAGUGGCUACAUGUAUUUAUUUAAGUAUCUCUUUGUUCGGUUUGCUCAUCAGUGAUUUGAGUGUCAUAUUUUGUGGAGUGCUUUAUGUUUGCACUGUUACCCGGCCCCCCGCCUGACUGCUUGUGGGCAGUCCUGUAGGAUCAGUGACUCCCUUCCAGUCUGCUCCCGACCGCCCCAACCUUCAUCUCCUUCACCUGCUGCCUUGUGUUCGCAGGCACCUAUCUGUAGGGUUGCUUCCCCAACACAGCCAAAGGUGUGCCCCACCCUAUGGUGCUGACUCGGAGACGCUAGUUAAGCAGUCAGCGUCUUCUAAUGGCUGUCACCAUCCUCGCCGUGCUGACGUCCUUAAACACAGGUGAGCACUGUCCACGCUGAGCACUUCCCACAGAACACGUCUGCUCUCCACCUAUUCAGAAACAAAGCCAGCCUCUGACCACAGCACCGCCCAGCGCAGCAGUGCCUGGCCGCGCACGGCCCCUCCUUGCCCACAGGCAGGGCUCGUGCAAGCUGGGGCGGCUCCUGGGGACCCCUGAGGGAUGGUCACUAGAGCAGCGUGGCCACAAGUCGAUUCAGUGAAAGAAUGAGCGCAGAGAGUUGAAUCGCUGCUUGAUUGCUGAGGGACACUGACGCUGCCGUGACAGUGCUGUGUGUGUGUGUGUGUGUGUGUGUGAAGUUGGGCUGUAUGGUACACGUUCUCUGCUGGCGAUGGUUGUACCAGUAAGAAGUUAAAAUCCAGGAAAAGCCGUUAUCUUCAUAUUGCUGUACUACAUAAACAGACAAUCAUUUUCAAGCAAAAAAAAAAAAAAAAAAGGCCAGGAGAUCGCAAUUGGAGUGUCCCCCAGCACGGCUGCGAUGUGGAACGCUGUAGCGUGAUCUCCGUGUGUUGCACUAUGGUUUAGGUUGGGGAGGGCCUUGGUAUGGCACUCACGUUCAUUCUCUGUAAACAUUGAUGCCCAAAGACUAGGUCAGUGCUGUACUGAAACUACUUAGUGCAAAAAAGUGUUCUGUCCACUUAAUCGUUACCAUCAGCCGGUAGCUGUAAACACGCCAGACCCUUUGUUGUUCCGUGUGGUUCAAUGUGCUGUUCUUGACAUUGCUGUCCUUCCUGCUUGGUUCUUGGUUUUACACUUAAAAACAGAUGUAGCUCAUCUUAUUUCCAAAAGGGGUGGAGCUGUAAGUGGCUACCUGAUCUUGAGAUAAGAGCAAGCAUUCGAGUGGAAUCCAGAUGUACAAAAGCGAGGCCGACGGUUUGCAGGCCCGUCUGCCCAGGCCCUCCAGUGCGUAUCCGUGAGCGGGGUGACGAGUGGUCUCAACGGUGCUAUGUCAGGUCCCCUGAUGUCCCUGAGCUGUGUUUGCAAACACGAUAUUGUAUACAAUGUGCGCGUCAUUUUGUUAGCGAUACUGCCAUUUUGCAUUGGUGUUCCCAGUCGGUCAUGCCUGUUUUUCAGAGCCCCUGUGGAGCGGGUAGCCUGCCUCCCCUGGGGCCUCACCCAGCGCUCCCCCCUGCAGGCCACCACGUGCACAGCCUGUCCAAGUCCAUGUACUCAGAACGCUCUCUCCCAGGCGCGUGUGACGUACUCAGACCCCUAGACCGUAGCGAGAGCCAAGCAGGUGGCAUUGUCUUUUUCUUUUGUAAAUGUAAAAAAUAAUUCGAUCCAGACUUUCCUUCUUUGAUUUUAAAAAUAAAAAUACCUCAGUGCUGUU
Molecule: messenger RNA, 9186 nt
Organism: Oryctolagus cuniculus (rabbit)
Lineage: Eukaryota; Metazoa; Chordata; Mammalia; Lagomorpha; Leporidae
Source: RefSeq, a predicted model, not a curated record